AAAAAAUAAAAAAGAAAAACGAAUUAGGGCCAGGGCUUACCUUGCCAGAGCAGAGAGAGGGAAGGAGGCGCUGAGAGAGGGAGAGGGAAGGAGGCGCUGAGAGAGUUUGAAGGAGACGUUGGGUCAGAGCAGGAAUGGGAAAGAAGAAGAAGGUAAUCCUUCCGCCACAGCUUCCUCCGGAGAUCGCAGAUGAGGAGAUUGUAGUCUCCGACGAGGACCUUGAUUUCGUCAAGGCAAAUCGGGACUAUGCCGGCUUUCUCACCAAUCUCGACACGAAUUCCAUUACAAGGCACGUGGUUCGCGUCGCUGAUCAGAAAGAAGAUGCUUUGGAGUCUUUGUAUGAGAAACGGAACAAAAAGAUGGCGUUACAGAAACAGAUUGAGGAUGAAAAAGGGCUUCAAGUUGAUCCUGUCGAUGCCCUUCCUGUGAAGACAUUAGAUGGAAAACUGUAUUACAGAACAGCAAUUGCAGUCUCUAAGGAGUCUGAAAAUGUACCAAAGGAAGAUGAAGCUGCAGUUGAUGACAAGGAUAAAUUUACAGUAAGGCUCACAAAAGCAGAGCGGAGGAAAAAACUGAAGAAAGUUAAAAAGGAGGCAAAGAAGCAAGCAAAGGGAAAGGAGAAAGAUGAGGAAGAUGAGAAAGAUACUGUGCAGGAAAAUUUGCAAUCUGAAGUGCUGGCAGAAGUGAAAGAAGAUCUUUCAGCCGAAGAAGUGUUUCUAAAAAAGAAGAGUAAGCUGGCAGAGAUUGGAAUGGCCCUGCUGGCAGAUCCAGAGUCAAAUAUCAAAUUCCUGAAAGACCUUUUGCAGAUCUGUAAAGAUGAAGAUCAGAAUAUAGUCAAACUUGGGCUCCUGUCGCUGUUAGCCAUUUUCAAAGACAUCAUUCCUGGUUACCGUAUCAGGUUACCUACUGAGAAGGAGUUAGAGAUGACGGUUUCUAAGGAAGUAAAGAAGAUGCGGUACUAUGAAUCAACUCUCUUGCAGUCAUACAAGGCAUACUUGCAGAAGCUGAUAGUCUUAGAAAAGCACCCUUCUUUUCAGCACGUUGCUGUUCGUUGUAUGUGCAAUUUGCUUGAUGCAGUUCCCCAUUUCAACUUCCGGGAGAACUUGUUAGCCAGUGUUAUCAAGAAUAUAGGCACCUCAGAUGAUGUCGUAAGGAAACUAUGUUGUUCAUCUGUGAAAUCACUUUUCACGAACGAGGGUAAGCAUGGUGGUGAAGCAACUAUCGAGGCUGUUCAAUUAAUUGCAGACCAUGUGAAGAUUCAUGAUUGCCAGCUUCAUCCUGACUGUAUUGAGGUUUUCUUGUCUUUGUCAUUCGAUGAGGAUCUCGGGAAGCAUUCAUCGUUGAAGGAGGAGGAAAAAGUCAAACACAACAAUAAAAAGAGAAGGAAAAAUGACAAGGAGUCAAAACAAUUACAAAAUGGUGAUAGAAAGAAGAAUAAGCAGGAACUGCAGUCGAAAACAAGAGAAGAGGUCAAUGCAGAGUUUAUGGCUGCUUCCUUCGCUCUCGAUCCAGAGGAAAAAAGAAGGAUGCAAUCAGAAACACUUUCUUUUGUAUUUCAGACAUAUUUCCGUAUUUUGAAGCACACGAUGGAGCCGGCUGCUGCCAGGUCUAAGGUCAAUACAGUUUCUGAAUCUGGUGGAUCUGGGCAACACCCACUGCUCACUCCUUGCUUGAAUGGGUUGGGGAAGUUCUCGCACCUCAUCGAUUUAGAUUUUAUGGGCGAUCUUAUGAACUCCCUCAAGAGGCUUGCUGGUGGCGAUGCGAGCUGCGACACUCUUUCGCCUGAAAAUCAUUUAACUGUUUCUGAACGUCUCCAGUGCUGCAUAGUUGCAUUUAAAGUGAUGCGGAACAAUCUCGAUGCAUUGAAUGUUGAUCUACAAGAUUUCUUUAUUCAGCUUUACAAUCUGUUGCUUGAGUACAGGCCUGACAGAGGUCAGGGUGAAGUAUUAGCCGAAGCUCUAAAGACGAUGUUGUGUGAGGGUAGACAACAUGACAUGCAAAGGGCUGCGGCUUUCAUUAAGCGUCUUGCUACCUUUGCCUUGUGCUUUUGUUCUGCAGAGGCUAUGACAGGCCUGGUCACAGUGAAGCAUCUACUCCAGAAGAAUAUCAAGUGCCGCAAUCUGUUAGAAAAUGAUGAUGGCGGUGGAUCGCUUUCAGGUUCAGUUGCGAAAUAUCAGCCCGAUGCGUCAGAUCCGAAUCUAAGUGGUGCACUCGCUUCGGUUCUCUGGGAACUAAGCCUACUCUCAAAGCAUUAUCACCCGGUGGUGUCGUCCAUGGCUUCAAGCAUUUCGAGCAUGAGCACCUCUCAUAAUCAGGUCUAUCUCUCCACCACCUCUCCUAAACAAGCUUUCACCGAGUUGUCAAUCGAGCGGGAAUCCUUCAACCCAUCUGGCAAUUUUGCCACUUCCAAUCGUAAAAUGAAGAGAGGAACUAGGUCUUUGGUUUCGAGUCACAACCAGAUUCAAGACGUGGAGGAUUUAAUAGAGGAAGAUGAGGUGAUGAAGAGGUUCUCUGAUCAUUUCGUUGUGCUUAGAGAUAUUGCAGAAAAUGAGAGGUUGAGGGGAGAAUUGAAUCUUACAUUGGCAUCCUUGAAUAUGUACGCGGAAUACAAGAAGCAAAAGAAGAGAAAAAAAGCAGUUUCAACGACAAUGAAGAAGGGGUUGAAGGUAUAGUGAUGUUUUCAAUGCCUAGUUCGAGUUUUGCAAAUUUAGGUGUUUUCUUUUUUUGAGCUGUUGAUUCUUUUGCGGUGACAUGCAAGCCAAGGACUGCUUAAUUAGGGUUUUGGAUUUUCUUUUUGUCGAAAAUCAGAUUUCGCAGGCCUCAUCCAAUGGUGUUUUGUAAGUGAGGCUUAGGGGUCGUUUGGAUGCCUAUGAAGUUUUUAAGUUGUAAACACUUUACACUUGAAAAGAAUAUUAGGUUAACAUGCUA
Molecule: messenger RNA, 2928 nt
Organism: Magnolia sinica
Lineage: Eukaryota; Viridiplantae; Streptophyta; Magnoliopsida; Magnoliales; Magnoliaceae
Product: nucleolar complex-associated protein 3
Exons: 14
Coding region: 135-2672 (845 amino acids)
Biological process (GO): DNA replication initiation
Cellular component (GO): nucleolus
Molecular function (GO): chromatin binding
Source: RefSeq, a predicted model, not a curated record